AGCGGAGCAGGAUGAUGGCCCCGAUGGGGACAUUUUGGGGCCCGGCUUCCUUGGGGUCAUGGCUUGGGGUGGCUUGGGGUGUUGGGCACGGGGCUGCGCCACCCUGCGGGGUGACAGAGGGCACCCACGGCCUCGGCGCAGCAGCUGCGCUCAGGACCGGAGCAGGAUUGGGUCCUGCCAGCAGAUGGCAGCAAUAUCCAGGGUGACACUGGGGACACUGGGGACACUGGGGACAAUGGGGACAGUGCCACACGCCACCCUGCUCCUGCUGGAAGUCGGCAGCCCCUUGGGCAUCUCUGCCCUGCCACCGUCCGCACCGCGUCCCCCUCCCCAUCCCUCCUUGUUGCUGCCCAGCAGGGACCCUGGGCCCUCCCAGCCCCCAAAUCCCCGUGCAGGGGGUGCGAUUCCUCUGUUUCCUUCCCAUUUGUGGGUCUGGGGCUGUGGGCACAUUGGGGGUGUCACCCCAUGGGCCAUGAGCAUCCCGGUACAGCAGAAUUGGAGGUGCCUGCUGCCUCCUGGCCUCCAGCUGCCUUCUUCCCUGGGGAAACCCUUCUGCCUUGCCGUGGGCACCCCCAAACCUCUCCGACCCCACUCCUGCCCCAUCCCAGAGCCCCCCUGGAGGGAUCCUGGACCCCACAGCACCCUGAACCCUGCAGCACUCAGCUCCUGGAGCCAGCAGCUGACUUACCACGGGCCUGAGCCAUCCAAAAAACCUCAAACCAAGGUUUUUUUUUUUGUAUUUUUUUUCCCUCCCUCUAGUGAGGUUUGGGAGUUGGCUUUUCCCACAAAGCGCGUCCCUUUCGCCCCCGGUGUAAGUGGGAUGGGAAAUGGGAACCCCACGGGUGGGCGCCUGGGUGUGGGGUCUCAUUUUUGGGACUGGUUUUGGGCUGAUGGGUGCAAGCAGUACCCGUGCCUGGCUCUGGGGACAGGCACUGCCUCAUUUUGUUUUAGGAACGUGGCUGUGAUGGACACUCGGUGAUGAUCACUUGUGGAUAGGGUAGAUGUUAAUGAGUUAACCAGCAGCAGCUGGGGGCCGGGCACCCCCUGGGCCCUACAAAAGGAGGUGGAGACCCCCCAGCUGGGUUUGGGCUCAUCAAUGGGGGAUGCUCUGCACCAUGGGGGUGACUCUGGGACCUGCUGCUUUCUUCUUUCUCCUCCCAAUCAACCCCGCUCUGCUUUUGGCUGCCUGAGCAGGGUCUUGUCGUGCCAGCUCCAAAAGCUUAAAAAAAGCUUUCUGCUGAACCUGCUGGGUGCUGCUCUGCAAAUAUCUGAUGGUGGCUUCUGAGGUGAGAAACCACCGCGGCACCCAGCCCUCCUGCUUGGUGCUGGGAAGCUGCCUCUCUUCAGGAAAUGUUGAGAGAUGAAGGAGUUCUGAAAUCUCUGCCCAGCCCAUCAGCAGCUUGCUCUGAGAUGAGCCAACAGCAUUGGAGGCUGUGAGGAGGAGUCCACGCACAUGGCAGCGUCAGUCCCCAGCCACACCGGGCCACAUAACCACCUUCAUUUUUGUAGAAAAUCCAGCUAAAUAAGGACACCAUCGCUGCCUCGUGCCGUUUUCCCAAGCGGUGUUUUCGCCUGUACAAGGCGGGAGGAAAGAGUGAGCAAAGACUGGAGGAGGCCACAAUAAAACUGAUGGAUCCUUCCCUGGGGCUGUGUCAGAUGGUGAUUUCUGACACAUCGGCUGUGGAAAUCCAGGGUAAUUUCACUGAAGCCUCGCCAGAUAGCUGCCUGUGUAAAUGAGGCAGGAUCUGGCCUGUUUUAAAGGAACACUGCCCAGUGGUUAGCCCUAGGAUGCGUGCUUUUGCUGUCUGCUUCUUAGCAAAUGCCAUGUGCAGCGCUCACACAGGGCAAUGCCUCACUUUUAAUGGGAAGUUGGGGCACUGCUCUCCCUAGAAAUGCUCCUGCAGUGCUGCAAAUGACAGCGUUUGCUCCGAAGGAAGAGUUGGUGGGAUAGCCAGGAUGCAGUGGAGGCGAUGGCCCAGGAGCGGUGCAGCUCCAGGGCUUCAGCUCGAGUGCUGUAAGGCACGAGCAUCAGCACAGCUGUAAAAACCUUUCCCACUGUAGGUGUACGUACAGCAUGUGCAUACAUUGAGAUGCGCAUGCAAUACCCAGCAAAGUAUAUGCAAAAUAAUCUGAGUCUGUGUUUAUAUAAAGCAUUCCCUCCAGCUGGGUGUUCCUUCCAGCUCACCAGGCAGCAAGCUUCUGAAACGCAGCUUUGCUAUCUUCCUUCCUUUCUUUUCCCCCUCUCGGUCUGAAAGAGGAACUGGUUUUGCUUUUUGCUGGCUUUGGGGUUUUGCUGGGGAGCCCUGGCUCGCUGACAGUCCUGGUCCUCAUGGGCUUUGUGUGUCCUGUUGGCUUGGAGUUUGCCAUGAGGCAGCAAGGGAUGUGGCGGGGCAUCGUGUCUGCACGUUAUCUCGGUGCAUUAGUGUUGCAUGUCACUGUCCCGCUGUGCUGGAGGAAGGUUUGGGAGGUUUCUGGUGAGUGCAUCACACCAGGCAGCCCUGUUGGUCCCACCAGCUGCAGGACUGGGAUUUCAGCUGCUCCAGACUUCCUUGGAGGAACUGGGGAAGGUCAGGACCAAGCGCACCAGGCACAGAGCUGGUGUCUCUCCUGGGAGACCCUCAAAACCAGUCCAGGCAAGGACUCCAGCCCCGGUGCCUGCUUUUUUUUUUCCCCCCUCUGGGGAUUAACCCAAGGUCUGCAGCUCAAGCUGGUGUUUGUUUGCUGCUCCCUCAGCCGGGCUCAGCAAUGCAGCCUCCAGUGGCUUGCAGCUGCACUAUUCCCGGCUCCCCAGGGCAGUGACAUUUACUGCUUCACUAAAUCAUUUUAGCAUGUGUUUAAAUCUACCGUGUAGGACAGGCUCUGAACACCCCGGGUGCUGAAGGCUGAAAAAGCAUGCCACCUGCCUACAAGGCUUAGAUGGCCUCGAGGAUGUAAAACAUGCCAGUUAAUGGAGAGUCUGGGGAAAGGCAGAUGGAGACGGAGCUUUUGGGAGCAGCCCAGGACAGCCCUGCUCAGGAGAGCUGAGAGACAGCAUGUGAAAGCCGUGCUUCAUCCCUGCUUUCAAGCAGGACAUAUGGGCAGGUCUGAUGUGCAGAGCUGUGGGGCAGCAUAUGGGAUGGUAGGAACAUCUCUCCUGCUCACAAUUAAUGAUGUCCAGCACUGGUAGUGAUCAAUAGUUGAAUGAUGGAGGAAAAAUAUUGGAAAUGGGUGAACAAAUAUUUCCUUCUGUUCUCCUAAGACCCAGUGGUGUGGAGCUUGGAUGUGUCUAAACCAGCUGUGACUUUGUGUAUAAGAUGAAUCUUGAAAGAGGCACCCGAGAAUGGCAGCCUCUCAGUCUUUCACCUCCCCCAGGCUCUGAUUGUGGUGCAAAAUGGGAUGUGGUGCCCUGCCCAGAGGGAAGAUGCGAGUCUCAUAUUUCUGUCUCGUGAUAACGGAGUGCAAGCAGGAAAAGCUGAUGCAGACCCACUCCUUGCAAAUGUCUGUAAUGAAAAAUUGCAAGUGGAACAAUAGAGAGCAAUGCACACGCAGUGCUCACAGGGAAGCAUCUGCCCAUUUUUCUCUUGGGAGCCGGACUGGUGGCUUCAGUGGAGGAAAUCAUUUGUAAAACACAGCCCUUCCUUUCCAAGUGGUUAAGACCCUUCCAAGUAUAAGUCGCUUUUAGGUCUUGCUGUGCAGGUGUCAGAGCUGUUCUUCCAGCCCACUGGUGACCCACGGGGGAUUUUCAGUAGUGAGGCAGUUCAGGCUGAUUUGGCUUUCACUCUUACCAAGCAGGUUAUUCAGUUUACGCAUCUCUACGAAGGCCAUUUUCAGUAUUGCUAAAAUCUGCUGUGGUUGUAACAGCUUGCACCCCCCUCCAGGCUCAUGAAGUGACAUGCAAGCGCUGAAAGAGGCGUCUUGAAGGACAGAGGAAGCCUAUGGUCUGUAGCAACUUGCUGUGCAGUUAUUUUUGCUUGAGGUUGAGCUUGUGGUUUGUGCCCCAGAAGAAACGGGGCCGUGCACAGCCAGUUCCCAGCAGCGCUGGUACUUGCUUCAUCCCUUCUCUGAUCAGAAAUGUUUGACUUCAGAAGGGAGCGGGGUUCCUUUGACUUCCCCUACUGUUCACAAAGUCAGGGAGCACUCUUGUAUUUUCUCCACCUCACUCAGGCCUUAAGAAUGUGGAAGCUCGUAGGAGUGUUAAUUACAGACAAUUAUAACCUGCUUGGCCAGCUGUCAUGCUCAAAUGGCUACUGAAACUAUCAUAGAAGAUGCAGGUUGUCCUUACAGGCUCGUCUCAACCAAAGGAGCCUUCUGGUUCAGGGGCUGGCAGAGCAGUUGUCCAGCACGACUGAUCCAUGGAGCAGCUCAGCCAAAUAGUGUUAGGAUUGAGUGUGCUCGGAGCAUUUUUGCCUGCAGUGUUUGUGCUAUGAAGCCCUGAUGGCUUGUCACGAAUCUCUCCCAGCCCAGCUGGUGGAUUUUUAAUCUGCUUGUUGAUUACACAGGGACCAUGUAUUUACAGCUCUG
Molecule: messenger RNA, 4500 nt
Organism: Anas platyrhynchos (mallard)
Lineage: Eukaryota; Metazoa; Chordata; Aves; Anseriformes; Anatidae
Source: RefSeq, a predicted model, not a curated record